This is a messenger RNA of Liolophura sinensis, 2049 nucleotides long. Its product is annotated as actin-related protein 2/3 complex subunit 1A-like. Bases 152 to 1261 code for a protein of 369 amino acids. NCBI's taxonomy places the organism in Eukaryota, Metazoa, Mollusca, Polyplacophora, Chitonida, Chitonidae. The transcript has 13 exons. The record is from RefSeq and is a predicted model, not a curated record. Gene Ontology annotation, cellular component: actin cytoskeleton; Arp2/3 protein complex. Gene Ontology annotation, biological process: Arp2/3 complex-mediated actin nucleation. Gene Ontology annotation, molecular function: actin filament binding.
GGAAUAGGUGUGUCAUCCUCCACUCACGCUUCUGUCGAGAAAAUAGUAGGAGUUCGUGUUGACUGACCAGAGUCCGCGAAUUUCUUCAUAUAUUUGUAAGACGUUCUUUUUCCCGCUACUUGUGAUAUCUUGAUCAACCGAAACUCUGAGGAUGACUUCAGUUCAUAACUUUGGUGUGCUGCCUGUGACUUGUCACACAUGGAAUAAAAACCGGAGUGAAUUGGCCUUGUCCUUGAGUGGUACAGAGGUGAAGAUUUACGCUAAGGAUGGGUCAGGCUGGAAGGAGACACAGACCUUGACCGAGCAUGCUCAGCGGGUCACCGGUAUCGACUGGGCGCCCAAUAGUAACCGCAUCGUUACCUGUGGAGCUGAUCGUAAUGCUUAUGUCUGGACCUUCUCUGAUGGAAAGUGGAAACCGACGCUUGUCAUUCUUCGCAUUAACCGUGCCGCUACCUUUGUCAAGUGGUCACCUCAAGAAAAUAAGUUUGCUGUGGGAAGUGGAGCACGAGUCGUGUCUGUGUGUUACUUUGAUAAGGACAAUGAUUGGUGGGUCAGCAAGCACAUCAAGAAGCCAAUCAGAUCAACCGUAACAAGCUUGGACUGGCAUCCCAAUAACAUCCUGUUGGCUUGUGGCUCUACAGAUUUUAAAUGCAGGGUCUUCUCUGGUUAUUUGAAGGAGGUAGAGUCCAAGCCAUCAGCCAAUCACUGGGGCACCAAGUUUAAUUUUGGAAACUUGUUGGCGGAGUUCUCUACUGGUGGAGGAGGCUGGGUACAUUCUGUGUCCUUCUCUGCCAGUGGAGACAAACUGGCCUGGGUUGGACACGACUCUAGUGUGGCUGUCGUCAAUGGUGCUGAUGGACUCAAGCUGUCAUUUGUGAAGACAGAGUUCCUUCCCUUCAUGGGCUGCUCCUGGGUUUCUGAGAACUCCCUGGUCUGUGUGGGUUAUGACUGUAACCCAAUGGUGUAUUCCUACGCGGACAAUGGACGGCUGACUUUUGUCAGCAAACUUGACAUACCAAAAGAGAAAGAGGGGGGCACUGUCAGUGCAAUGAAGCGUUUCCAAGACCUGGAUAAGAAAGCUGCCGUGGAUGACUCCUCCACGGAUCUCAAGACUCUCCACAAGAACACUAUCCUACAAGUUACUGUUCACAGUGGCACCAAAGCUGAUGCCACUAAAGUGUCUACCUCUGCUGUGGAUGGGAACAUCAUCAUCUGGGACUUCAAGUCCCUUGAAAGGUCGAUUUCUGGCCUGAAGAUUUGAGCAGAAUGGGCAGUCAGUGAUGAGGGAGUCUCACCGAAUACUGUACAUCCCAUGCCUACACAUUCUGUAUUCUACAUGUAAUGUUUACAUUAGCUCAGCCUUCCCACAAUACCCUAUUUUGACCUAUUUUAGAAGCAUGAGCCAAUCCCAGGCUGUUUGAUUGGUUAAUUGGGUAAGUGUAACAUAGCCUGAUGUAAUACUCUGUUACUUCCUGUAACCAGUAACUCAAGAUAUAUACCAUUCCAGAACUUUUUUCUCCACUUUGUUUUUCUUAUUUCUGAAAAAAGGCAUAUUUGAAAGUAUGGUUACGUUAAUUUGAGACCUGUUCUGUACUAAAAUUACAAUUAUUUCAUGCCUUGUUCUCUAAUUAAGCUGAAAAUGUAUGUACAGUACUCUAAAACAUCUACAAGAGUGAAAGAAAAAAAGCAACAAAGAAAUUUAUUGUUGCUUUUUCUUCUAGUAAUAUACAUAUUACCGCAAGACUACAUGGCACGUUUCUUGGAUAUACUAUAUUGUUUUAACGAAGAUUUAUCAUUUGUUGAGCUUGAAUUUUAGGUGUAGAACAAACUGAGUAUCAUACAUUUAUGUUACAGUGGGUUUUCUUCAUUGAAAGCUUCCCUGAAAUGCAACUUCAUUACAUUUCUGAACGUUUUUUUUUUUCAUGAAAAUUGUCAAAAGAAGAAAAAUACAAAUUAUUGUCGAAAUAUUUAUACCUACAUAUAUAUUGUAAAUUGAAGCAUAUGUAAAUUUUUUUAUAACCUUAAUAAAGAAGAAGGGACUCCCACAGA